UUAGUGCAGAGGUCACAAAAGUGUCACUCUGCUCGUUUCGUAGUAUGGUUGCUCGAGAUUUGCAACGGUUACUGCGCAGAUCAUUACAUCAUUAGAAUUACGUGAUACUUUGUAACCUCAAAGAGUACCUAAUGUUACGUCCAAUUGCAUAAUCCAUAUGUGUAUUUUCCUUUCGUGUAUAUGGAGUAUGUUAUUUUUGCGUACGCAAGCAGUGAGAGAUGUAUCGCUAUAAUUUUCAUAGCGCCACCUACAUUUAGAAAACGAAAAAGGUGUUCGCUUCGUUCUGUGUUAUAUUGAGCACAUUUGAAUCAGAUUAAGGGUGUCCGAAUAUUUUAAGUAUUUUCAAGACAUCAAACAAGGUUGCAUUCGAUUCGGUUUCCAAUCAGCUUGUAUUCAAAAAUCAGAAUAACUCUAUAACUUCCCGAAUGUGUCCACUGUGCACAAGUUAACACGAAAAGCCAAACUCUGAUAACCGUCAUCUAAUAACAUUGCACAUAAUUAAGGUACUAUAGCAUGACGCGUCCCUGAGAAAGCCAGUUUCCCGACAGAGCCACAAUCAAUUGCACUUAAAUUGUGAUCAGAUGUAGAAUUUCCCAGCAAAUAUUUUUUUUCGUGCCAAUAUCCAGCACCUGCGUCUUUUCGCCAGGUAAAGCCUGAAUGUUGCAUUGUCACAAACGUAAUACAAUAGUGGCACCACGAGACACCACCUACCCAGGCCUUUCUAACUCCACAGGUUUUUUUUUUUUUUUUCUUCGGUUUAUCAUCUCCACAGAUAAAAUUCCUUUCUGACUUGGCCCCGAAAGCAUACACAGAUGUUAAUAGGACAGCAUUACCGCCUUUAUCUUACGAUAUUGCAUGGUCGCGUGCAUUUCGACGACCCCUGGAUUUGCAAAAAAAAAAAAAUCUCCUGUUAACAAAGCUUGCUUUACCAUGUACAGUGUAAUGACAACCUUUCCAACCCUGUGAAUACCAAGAUGGGAAAGUUUUAAUGUUUUUCAAUUCAGCCUCAAGAAGUACUAUUGCAACGUCCCUACAAGGUAUUUUAAACCUUCCUUUGAAAACGCUUCUGCUUUUGACAGGGACCAGCGAUCUAGACGGAAAAGAGCCGCAACCGGCCGACCGCUGUGGGCCAAGACCCAAUGCCUUCGUCAUUCCUGUCUGCGGACGUAUCGCCAUUUUUUAUGCACAUUGUUGCGCGUCAGUGCGAAGCGGGCCUGCUGCAACCGCUGUGUCGACCAGUUGCGUGCAGCGCCGUCUGGCCGGCGACACAGGAUCGUGGCGUCGCCGGCUUCUCUGGCUGCUUUGGCGGAAACGGAAACGGCAAUCAGUCACGUGCGACGCCGUCACGUGCUCGUCAGCGAAGCGGUCAUGGCUGCUGCUUCUCUUUUACCUGCGCGGUCUACCGUGGCAUCCACCGGCGCGAACAGUGUGUGGCUAUGGUUCUGUUGAAGUAACCGAUUCGACAUUGAGCAAAGGAGCGGCAAGUAGUGCAGACAAACAUCCGGUAAG
Messenger RNA from Dermacentor andersoni, 1509 nucleotides. NCBI's taxonomy places the organism in Eukaryota, Metazoa, Arthropoda, Arachnida, Ixodida, Ixodidae. The record is from RefSeq and is a predicted model, not a curated record.